This is a messenger RNA of Daldinia loculata, 1698 nucleotides long. RefSeq names its product dipeptidyl peptidase III. The transcript has 9 exons. The record is from RefSeq and is a predicted model, not a curated record. Gene Ontology annotation, molecular function: dipeptidyl-peptidase activity. Bases 1 to 1698 code for a protein of 565 amino acids. NCBI's taxonomy places the organism in Eukaryota, Fungi, Ascomycota, Sordariomycetes, Xylariales, Hypoxylaceae. Gene Ontology annotation, cellular component: cytoplasm.
AUGCUAACGGUCAAUACUAGGGCAGCAUGGUCCGGCACAAGAAUUAUUCUACGCCAGGUCUCCCCAGAAUCUAUUGGGAUCUUUGAAUUUAUAAUGGAGCUUCACAGAUCAUGCGGUGGCGACUGGAAUCAAUUUUCAGAAGAUUAUGGAGUAGAUGUAGAGGACCUUGAAGCAUUUCUCGAAUUUGCAGCUACUUUCCUAUCUAAUGUCGGGAAUUAUUGUGGGUCAGGAGACCAGAAGUUCAUUCCACAGCUACGUCCCGAAAUUGCUCUCGUUUCGAGGCAUAUGGAUGCCCAUUCCAUACUACCCGAAAAUACCAGAGUACGGAAAACUGGUGAAACUUCAUUCGAGGUCCUUCAGGCUUCAAUCAUAUCAACGGAUCAAACAGAGCCCUUGGACAUUACGAACUCAUCUGCCAGUGUAAGGUUGGUCCGUGGUGAUCAUGCCGAAUACCUAGAGAAUAUUUGCGAAAGCCUGGCAAGAGCUACGGAGUACGCUGCGAACGAUACCCAGAAGAAAUUCCCAACUCAAUACAUUGAAAGCUUCCAAACUGGCAACCUUGAGGCGUAUCGGGAUUCUCAACGGACAUGGAUUGCAGACAAAGCACCUAAAGUUGAGAAUAUAUUCGGCUUUGUGGAGCCAUAUCGAGACCCAGCUGGUAUUCGCGCUGAGUUUGAAGGCUUGGUUGCGAUCGCGGAUGCCAAUGAGACAAAGCUCUUCAUUCAUGCGCUCGCGUAUUGUUCGUGUAUAAUUUUCCCUGGAAUUAACCUUCCCAGUUAUAACGAUAUCCGUCAAGGUGUGGGAUUCAAAAAUGUCAUCAUCGCAAAUCGUAUGAUAGCUGAAAGUACUGCGAUGCAAUGGCCGUUCAUCGACGAUUCUGAAGUCGAGGUAUUUAGGAAGCACAAGCACCCCGCGUACUACUGGUGGGUUGUGCUCCACGAGUUGCUGGGCCACGGCACAGGUAAGAUGAUGAUUGAAGAAGCUACUAACAAGUUCAACUUCGACUCCAAGAACCCGCCGAUCAACCCUCUUGACGGGAAACCUAUAAGAACUUGGUACAAACCAGGUCAAACAUGGACUGGCCAAUUUGGCGACUUGGCAACGACAUUAGAUGAGUGUAGAGCCGAGCUUGUGGGGGCUUAUCUUAUGGAUGAUCCAGAGCUACUGGCUCUCUUCGGCUUCACAGAUGAAUCGGCUAUUCGAUCUAGGGAUUUAACCUAUAAUCUCUACCAACAGCUCGGGGUUGAUGGUCUUCGAGCUCUCUCCAAUUAUAAUGUCGAUGGCAUGAAAUGGGGACAAGCUCAUAGCCCGGCUCAUUUCGCUAUACUUAAAUGCUUGCUCCGGUUCGGUCACGGAUGCAUCAAUAUUCAUCAUGAUAUGGCUACCAAAAAGCUGAGAGUACAAGUCGACAGAUCAAAGAUAGCCAGUCAUGGAAAGAAGGCGCUUGGCGAGAUGCUAUUGCGCCUUCACGUAUAUCGCUGUACGGCCAAUGUUGAAGAGUGUAGGGAAUACUAUGAAGAACUGUCUCAUGUAGACGGGGAAUAUCUAACGUGGAGAGAAACGGUUGUUAAAAACAAACUACCCCCUUUAUUGAAUGUACAAUCCAAUACUUUUAUCGAGAAGGGCAUAGUUGUGUUGAGAGAAUACGAGCCCACUAUUGAGGGUAUCAUUAAGAGCUGGUACGAGCGCGGAGUUUAA